AUGUCCGGUAUCACCGGCGGCGGCAGAAACAAGUCUGGCGGUGACUGUGGAAUUGGAAAUGGAAAUACUGGUGUCGGAGUGACAUCGGUGUCCGGUACUACAGGCGGAGGAAGAAACAAGUCCGGCGGUGACUGUGGAAUUGGAAAUGGAAAUAUUGGUGUCGGAGUCACAUCGGUGUCCGGUGGAGGAGUAGAAAUGCUUGGUGGAGCAAACGUAAAUGGGUUUUCUGGUGGAAGUAGUGGUGGUGUAGAAAAGAUGGGGAUAAGUGGUGGCGCUGAGUCUUGUUCCGGUGGCGGAAAGAGGAACUCCGGCGGCGGAGAAAAUAUGGGUGAAGGUUUAUCUGAUGGAAAUGGAAAAACUGGUGGUGGAGAAAAAAUUGGAAGCGUUGGGGAGUCUUGUUCAGGCGGCGGUGGUGCUGGAAACAGAAAGGGUAUUUCCGGUGGUGGCGGAAUAACGAAAGGUGGUUCUUCAGGCGGUGGUGGAGAAGGAACUAAUGGUGGUGGUGGUAGGAAAUCAGGAAAUGGAGGUGGUGGAGAAGAGUCAGGGGAUGGUGGUGGUGGAGAUGGGACUAAUGGUGGUGGUGGUGGAAAAGGCGGCGGAGGUGAUGGUGAAGGUGGCGGAGAGGUUGGUGGAGGAGAAGGUACCGGAGCCGGUGGGGGAGAAACUACUGCAGGUGGCGACGGUGUCACCGGUGGCGGUGAAGGAAGUAUUGAUGGCGGCGACGGUGUUGGGAUGACUGGCGGCGGAAUUGAUAUAAAUGGGGGUGGUGGCUGCACUACUAUCGGCGGAGGAGAAGAGACCAGCGGUGGUGGAAGGGGAACUAGCGGCGGCGUAAGCGGCGGAGAGGGCCGGAGAGGAGUGGGUGCCGGAUCAAAUGGGUUGUCCGGAGAGGAGCGAGUGAAAGGCCAUUGGCCACAGCUGCCGAAGAGGCUUCUGGUUUCUGCAAAUGUUGAAGUGAUCAAGAGCAAUGCUAAUAGAAUUACAACCACUAUGUUUGAUUUCAUCUCUCUCUAUCUCUCUCCCUAUCUCUACUUCAUUGUUGUUCUUUAUCUCUCUUUGUUGGUAAAUGGUGCUUCAUUUAUCUCUCUGCUUGCUACUAUUCAGUCAUAUAUAUACAGCUAUUUGGUGUGCAUGAGCACCAUGAUCGUUUGUGGUACAGUUGACUAG
Camellia sinensis is the source of this 1167-nucleotide messenger RNA. The record is from RefSeq and is a predicted model, not a curated record. Lineage: Eukaryota; Viridiplantae; Streptophyta; Magnoliopsida; Ericales; Theaceae.